Closterium sp. Naga37s-1 is the source of this 897-nucleotide messenger RNA. Lineage: Eukaryota; Viridiplantae; Streptophyta; Zygnematophyceae; Desmidiales; Closteriaceae. The record is from the annotation of a GenBank genome assembly.
AUGAUGAGGGUAUUCAAAGGACUACCUCCUCACUUUGAGAUGCUGAAGGUGGUGCUGAACAACCAGUCAUCAUCACUCACUAAGGAUCAGCUGCUUACCUCCUUGAGGAGCGAGGAGAUGCGGAUUGGUGUCGCACCAAGAUCGGAUGGUGUAGCCACCUUUGGAGCGGGUACGAAAGUGGGCAGCAGCGGCAGGGGAAAUUGGGACAAGGGAGGAAAGCAUGGAGGCAGCGGUAGCAGCAGUGACACCAACUCGGGCAGAUGGGGUCAAGGGAAAGGCAAAGCGGGAGUGCUUGAUUUCCCCUGGGGGUCCAAGGGCAUGGCUCCUCGGGGGUUGUGUCAUGGCUGUUGGGAUGAGGGACAUGCAUGGCAGCGAUGUCCUCAUCGACCUAAGGGAGGCAAUCCGGCAUUCUUAAAGCGGGGGGGUCGUGGGUCCAACGGCAAGGCACAGGUGGCGGAUGAGGAGGAGCAGGAUGACAAGGCAGAGGCAGUGGUUGGAGAGGCAGUUGCAGCAGUGGGAGAGGAGCAGCCGCGAGAGGGGUGGUGGAUUCCCAUUGACCCUUGCCCAUCGCCGCCUUGUGCUUUGCCUGCUUCCAUCACACCAAUGGAGGCGUGGUCCGGCCAGAAGCCGCAUGUGGGCAUGGCUCGGAUUUGGGGUUGCAUGGGGAGUGUCAUGCUGCAUGGGCAUGAGAAGGGUGGCAAGCUUGAUGCACGGGCUGUCAUGUGUGUCUGUGUUGGGGUGGACAUGGAGAGCAAGGGUUGGCGCAUGCUGGACCCUUCUCUCAUGCGCAUUCGCAUUGCUCGGGAUGUUGAUUUUCUUGAGAAUGUGAUGUGCAAGGAUUGGGACAAGGCAAAGGGAUUUGGGCAGCUUCUGCAGGAUGCAGCUGCAAUUUCUUAA